AUGGCUGAUAAAUUUAUUAAGAUAGAUGAAGAAAAUAUUAAACUGUGGCAUAAGAUUGCUGAUUUGGAAGAUAGGUCACGCAGGAACAAUGCACGAUUCAGAGGUGUGCCUGAAUCAAUAACAGCAGAGAAAAUUGUGGAAUAUAUCACAACCUGUUGUGCCACCCUGGAGAAGGGUGUAUGGGAGAUAGAAAGAGCUCACGGAUUGCCAAGACACACAUGGUUAAUGGCAGAUAUACCACGUGAUGUGUGUAUGUUUCUAUCGUUACACUUCAAAGGAAGCACUAUUUGCAGCAAUCCGCAAGACACCGAUACUACCUUCCCCCUACGAGGCGAUUUCUGUUUACACAGAUUUAUCUGCUCUUACCAUGGCAAGACGUAA
Messenger RNA from Pelobates cultripes (western spadefoot toad), 381 nucleotides. The record is from the annotation of a GenBank genome assembly. NCBI's taxonomy places the organism in Eukaryota, Metazoa, Chordata, Amphibia, Anura, Pelobatidae.